AUGACAUUGAUAGAUGUUUCAAAAUUAACUUCUUAUUAUUAUAAUAAAAAAAUAGUUUUCUUAAUUCAAAUACCUCUAAUUUCACCAACUAAAUAUAUUGUAUACAAACUUAUCCCACUACCAACUCCUCAUAACUCUGAGAUUCCAAAUACUUUUGCUCUUAUUCAUCCUUCCAAAUCCUAUCUCGCUAUCACAGAUGAUAGACUUCACUACGCACUAUUAGAUAAUUUAAAAGAAUGCUCUAAACUUACUAAUGAUGACUCUAUAUGUCCCUUGACGAAUGUGUAUUCGACUAGUACUAAUCCAUCGUGUGAGACAAGAUUGUUAACUGAAGUUGUGUUGUCUUUACCAAUUGAAUGUGAUUCGAAAUUAUUAUAUGGUAAUAUUAAUAUCUGGCAAAAACUUAGGAAUAAUAAAUGGAUUUUUGUACAAUCUAAAAGUACUAAAUUAAAUGUAAGAUGUAAUAAUGAUAUUAAAGAUUAUUCUAUUGUAGGCACAGGCAUAUUAGAAUUAAGAAAAAAUUGUAUAGCAUAUUGUAAAACUUUUCAAUUUAUACCGUCAACGACGUCCUCUUUCACGGAGAUACUAAACAAAUCGAUUCCUUUACUCUCACCGCUGUCCCUUAGUAACAUUGACUUAGAUUCUCUAAAACAAGCAUCUCACCAAUUAGAUGGUCUCGAACAUGAAAUAAAUAAGUUUCAACAGGAAUCGCAUUUUGUAAAAUAUGCCCCUUACUAUUCUGGAUUUAGCUUAUCUUUUGUAUCUCUUAUUAUAAUAUAUCUUUGUUAUAGAUUAUACUUUUGUUUUCAAAAUAGAAACAAAAAAUCAACAUGUUGUGUGCAGAUUUUCAAUCAAUGUUAUAAUAAUAAAAAUGAAAGACGCCAAACUAAAUUAACCAACUCAAUUGAAAUGUCUGAUAUUUCUACAUCAGAAAAUGAAGACGAUAAGAAAUCUAUAAAAUCUUUACCUGCGCGUCAUUUCAAUUAUAAAUCUUGUAGAGAUAAUAAUGUUAGUUUUCUAAGCACUAGUAAUAGGAAUCUUAAUUUUUAA
Hyposmocoma kahamanoa is the source of this 1050-nucleotide messenger RNA. RefSeq lists its product as uncharacterized. The coding region runs from base 1 to 1050 and encodes 349 amino acids. NCBI's taxonomy places the organism in Eukaryota, Metazoa, Arthropoda, Insecta, Lepidoptera, Cosmopterigidae. The record is from RefSeq and is a predicted model, not a curated record. The transcript is spliced from 2 exons.